Messenger RNA from Rubroshorea leprosula, 1345 nucleotides. The record is from the annotation of a GenBank genome assembly. Lineage: Eukaryota; Viridiplantae; Streptophyta; Magnoliopsida; Malvales; Dipterocarpaceae.
GUUCCAUCCCUAGUCCAAACACUCAACAUACUGAAACCCUAGUUUUCUGCGUCGACUUCUUCACCAUCACUUGCUGAUCGGAUCACCGCUGUCUACUCGAAUCCCAUCAAUAAUCCCUCCGGCUCCUCAUCUUCGAGCUAAACUCCGACGAUCAUUGAACCGGAUGGAGGAUUACGGGCCAACGGUCGAUUCCGAUUUCUUAGGGUUACGAGAGAACGAAGACAGAUAAAGCCUCCUUCAUCCUUUUUCACGAUACCUGAUUCCGAUCUUGAAUCUGCUGGAAAUUAUCCUUUUUUCUGUUGAUUCCGAUCUUGAAUUGGCUGGGAAUUAUCCCCUUUUUAUUGAUUCCGAUCUCGAAUCCGCUGGGAAUUACUUAUUGGCUUGCUGAGAUUGAAUUCAGACUUUGAGUUUCUGGACAUGGAUUCAAUCAAUAACGACAAUAACGGCGGAAAUUUUCCAGACAGUGUUGAUUCGAUUUUACUUAGGGUGUUGGACUUUGAGUCCGAAGCUGAAGACACUUCUCGGUAUUCCAGUCUUGUCGAGGCUCUUUCGAAUCCUCCUCUGUUUCCGGGUAUUUCUGGACAUGGUAAUGGCGAUCUUAAUAUGCACCCGGGGAUCGACAACUUGUUGGAAGAAUUAACAGCACCAGACACACUGGAUCAAGAUAUAUUAUGGUUUUUAUCUGUUAUUGGAGAAGCAGAAUUCGGUCCCAACAAUUUUGAAACACAUCAGUCGCAAAGUCUUGAAGAUUUCUUGGAAAAUAAUGAUGUGUUUGAGAUUGAGGGUGCAUUGCGGGGAACUCCAACUUCUCCAGCUGCGAGGUUUGUGGUGGAGGGGCUUCCAGAGGUGGAGAUGAAAGGAGGGACUGAUAGGGUCUGUGUGAUUUGCAGUGAGGAGAUUGCAGAGGGGAAGAAGGUGAAGAUACUGCCCUGCUGGCACUACUAUCAUGGGGAAUGCAUUAUGCCCUGGCUGAAGAUGAAGAAUACCUGCCCGGUCUGUCGGUUUGAGUUGCCUACUGAUGAUGAAAUUGAAGGUCAUUUGAGGAGAAAGAGGAGGAGAAUCCUGGAACCUGAUGCUGACAAUAGCAAAGGCAAUGGCAGCAAUGGUGGCUCAAUGAAAGAUUUCUCUGUUAGACACAGUUUUGAAUUGUCACUUAUGUUAGAUUAUGAGGAUUGGAAGCAGAAGCAUUGAUUCAUGGUUUUGCAUGAUGUUCUUUGAUGGCAGAUGUUAAUCAUCUGUAAUUCUCAACUGAAUUUUUUUCAUUUAUGUAUAGAAAAAGGCAUCGAAUCUUAAAUGGAUGAUUGAGAUGCAAAUGUAAUUUAGCAGUUUCCUGAGAUUACAUUAA